GAUUGAAGAUUGAAGAUUGAAUUUAUCGGGCUUUAAGUGAGUAAAAAAUAUAUGAGUAUCAAAAAUCUUGGACUUGUAUUGAUAUAAAUAUAUUAUUUAUUAAUUAGUUUAUUUAUUUUAAAUUUAAACGGCUCAAGUUUUCCAUUUAUUUUGAUGUUUUUAACUAAAGAAAGAGUGUUGUUUCCUGUGGACAAUAAACCUUUGAAGCAUCUUUAAAUAUCUUGAGUUGAUACAGACCCAGCAUAGAGUUGGGGAGGAAGAAGGAGCGAGAAAGUGAUAGAGGAGAAAAGGAAAAGAAGAAGACGAAGCAGAAGAAGAAGAAGAGGGAGUGAGAUAAAAAGUGAAGUGGUGUUUGUGUCUCGCUCUUGCAUCGACAACACACUGAGAGUUAGUGUGAUGGUGUUUGUUGGUGUCGUCUGUUAGUGAGGGUAAAAAGGCACAGUUGCUGUAAUGGCCGCCGUGUCAUGAAAUGAAGGUGCCCAGCCAGUGUUGCGGUCCCAUAAUGGAGGAUAACUCCAGUUCAACUUCACAAAAUCAUAAUGGACCAUUGUCGUCAGCUGGUGUUAAUGUAUCAGCAUCAAAUGACAAACAUCAAAAUAGUGAUAAUCCUAGUGGUAAUGGUAAUAAUAAAGAUCAACGACCACAAUACUCAAUGCCUGGAAUUUUACACUUCAUACAGCACGAGUGGGCUCGUUUUGAGCUUGACAGAUCCCAGUGGGAAUUAGACAGAGCUGAAUUUCAGGCUAGAAUAGCUUUUUUACAAGGAGAGAGAAAAGCUCAAGAGAAUUUGAAAAAUGAUUUGGUCAGAAGGAUAAAAAUGCUCGAGUAUGCUCUCAAACAAGAAAGGGCAAAAUAUCAUGUAUUGAAAUAUGGAACGGAUAUCGGAAUCGAGGGGGAUGGAAAGCCACCUCUUUACGAAGAGAGUACUACAGGUGAUGGAUCUGAAGGUGGUGGUGCUGAUGACGAGGCAAUCUUUUCAUCCGUCAGUAAUAUAUCAUGGCGACAAGGACGUCAGUUAUUACGAGAAUAUUUACAAGAAAUCGGAUAUACUGACACAAUUAUUGAUGUAAGAUCAAACCGAGUACGUUCAUUACUCGGCUUAAAUAAUAAUGCUGAUACCGAAGAGAUUCAUACACCGGCUAUAAAUGGUAUUAAUGAAACGGCAACAAAACGUGUGCGGACUAACUACAAACGCAAUACCCCAGCUAAAAAGGUAGAGCAACAGCCAUCAUCACUCACGGAAGCAAUAAUAUUCGACACAGAAGCAUCCGUGAUGGCUAAUUUUGAAUUUCUCGCUCACACUGAUAUCGAUAUGGAGGAAGAGGACGUCGAGAAUGAAGAUGAGUUGUAUGAUCAGGAUGUUAAGAAACAGAAGCAGAACAAGGAGACGAUAAUGCUGGUCGAGGAUGUCGAUGUCGAAGCUGAAGAAGUAUUCAAUGAACUUAAUCUUCUUACUGAAACAGAAGAUCAGUUGGCCUCUAAAUCAGCUAUAAAAUUUCAUCCUGAUUAUAUCGCUCCGCCAUCAGAGCGAGAGGAGCGUCUUUCAGCAAUUGAAAGGCUUGGAGAUUUAGCCCAAUUGACUGUUAAUAAUGACGCUGAAAUAUCAUACAAUAUGUCAGCACCACCAAGAGAAAUAUUUAGAAAAACAUGGAACGCGAAGAACAUUUUACGUUCUCACUUUGAUUGCGUAAGAUCACUCGUCUUCCACCCAACAGAUCCAGUGCUGAUAACAGCAAGUGAUGACCACACUCUCAAGCUGUGGAAUUUACAAAAAACAGUACCAGCUAAGAAGUCGGCGUCUCUUGAUGUCGAGCCACUUUACACAUUUAGAUCACACACUGGACCAGUCCUGUGUUUGGCGAUGUGCAAAACCGGUAAUCGCUGUUACAGCGGUGGAUUAGACAGUAUGAUACACUGUUGGUCAGUACCCUCGGGAAAUAUCGAUCCCUAUGAUUCAUAUGAACCGGGUGUUCUUAGUCAAACGUUAACUGGACACACUGACGCUGUUUGGGGACUGAGUAUGUUUCAUCCCCGGUCACAGCUGCUGUCUGUAAGUGCUGAUGGUACUGUCAAGCUUUGGAAUCCACAGAGCACAGUACCUCUGCUUAAUACGUACACUUCUGAACAAGAUGGCAUUCCAACAUCUGUUGAUUUUGUUCGAGACGAAUCACACAAAAUAGUCGUAGCUUAUGAAGCUGCUUGUCUUAUAUUCGACGCUGAAACAGGCGCCGUCGUAUCACGACUUGAGGGCAAUGGUACUAGAGGCAUUAAUCGUGUUGUUGCACAUCCGCUCCAAUCGUUAAUUGUUGCUGCUCAUGAAGACAGACACAUUAGAUUUUAUGACCAUCGUACUGCUUCACUUGCACACGCUAUGGUCGCGCAUUUGGACGCCGUCACUAGUCUCGCUGUGGAUCCCCAUGGACUUUAUUUACUAUCUGGCAGUCAUGAUUGCAGUAUAAGAUUAUGGAAUAUUGAUAACAAGACUUGCGUACAAGAAAUAACAGCACAUCGUAAAAAAUUCGACGAAAGUAUUCUAGAUGUUGCGUUUCAUCCAUCGUUACCGUUCAUCGCGAGCGCCGGAGCUGAUGCACUUGCCAAGGUAUUCGCGUAAGUGAUAUUUAAAAAGAAAAAUGGAAAAUAAAAAUUUUAAUAAUAAUAAUAAUCACAAUAAGUCAAGAAAAAAUAUUAAAAAAACGUUUUCAACUACGAGUCUUUGUUAAAAUUAGUUAAUAAAUCAUGUGAAGCGGUUUUUGUACUCAUGUUCUAUGUUAUUAUUUUUUUUAGAUAGUUUUUAUUUGUAUGUACUCCACUUCCAAACUAUGUUUUGAAUGUUUUAAUGAUCUAUCUCCAUUGAUAAUUAGUUGUGAGCCGUAGUUAAGUAUAUCAAAGAAAAAAAAAAAAUUAAAAAAUUAAAAAAAAAUUCAACAUAUUAAAAAAUACUCAUAUUAUAUAAAUAUAUAAAUAUUAUACAUUGAUAGAGAUGAAAAGCAAAUAAAUGAUGAUUUUUAAUAAUAAUAAUAUUAAUUAUUAUUAUUACUAAUGAAAAAAAAAGUUAUUAAUUAAUAAAAAGUAAAUAUAAAGUUAAUGGAAAAUCCAAUAGAUAAAAAUAUGAAACCUUGUAAUAAUAUACUAUUUGAAUAACUUAUAAUUUUUAUUAAAUGUGCAAAUGCUGUUUGUUGAACUGUCACUAAGUAGACGUAUAAUCCUGUCGGCAGCGUGGAAAAAUUUAAAAUUUUAAAUCAACUAAAUAAUUGAUUAAUUCAUUAAAUGCGUAUAAGUAUAAUUAAAUUAUUGUAGGGCGUAUACAUUUUUUUGAGGAGGUUCGUUAGUUCAUAUAUAAAUAUAUACAUUUUUUUUUCAAUUUAUCUAAUAAAUUUAAAAGUAAUCAAUUUUUUUUUUAAUUUUUAAUGAUUUGGUUUGACUAAAAAUUAAAAAUUUUUUAUUUCAACAAAAACAUAUUUAUUUAUAUUAAUUAUCAACGUUUAGUUUAAUUAAUGACUUAAAAUUUAAAUAUAAUGAAAAUAAUAUAAAAUAAUAAAAUUAAGAUGAAAUAUUAAAUAAAUUAAAAGAAUGUUAACAAUAAAAUUAAUUUAUAAUUUUUUUACCGAUUUAAUAAUUUGUAUAAUUUAUAUAUAUAAUUAACUAAUUAAAUGAUAAAUAACACUAAUGAUAAUUAUUAUUAAAAGUAAUAAAUAAAAUACCAAAAUCUAUAAUAAAAUUUUUAACUAACGAUUCUCCUGCAUUACAAAAAAGUGGACAAGAUUUUAAAAACAAAUGGAGAUGAGAGUAAUAAUAAAUAAUUAAUUAAUGAUUUAAUUUUUUAAUUGAUUGAUAAUUUAAAUGAAAAAUAAAUAUGUUAAGUCCAUAAUGCACACUGCCGCAGUAGCAUAAUAUUUAUCUUUAUGUUAAUUAUUUAUUACCACCACAGUUACUGUUGCACAGCCACUGAAAAAUUAGAGUAUCAUUAAUUGAAAAAAGGAAUGAAACAAUUAAAAGGUCCAGCGAUUAAGGGUCGAGUUAAAAAUAAAAUGUUAUAAUUAGUCUCCCAUUACACGACUUUGCUGACUCCUGUAAUACUCGAGGUACAGCGUAAUAGAAAUUAUAAUUACAAUUAAAAUAAUUGAUAAUAAUUAUAAUAAUAAUAAUAUUAAUAUUAAUAAUAAAGUAAUAAUGCGUAAGAUUAUAAAAAAUAUUAGACAUAAUAAUUAAUAACAAUAAAUUAUAAUUGUGUGUUUCACUGUAAUAUAUUGUAUUUAAAAAUAGACAAAAAGACGUGUAACUCAUAAUGCAACUUUUUGUUUUAACGA
Messenger RNA from Microplitis mediator, 4307 nucleotides. It is a transcript of the gene Cka, whose product is annotated as striatin-3. Gene Ontology annotation, molecular function: protein binding. Bases 470 to 2611 code for a protein of 713 amino acids. Lineage: Eukaryota; Metazoa; Arthropoda; Insecta; Hymenoptera; Braconidae. The record is from RefSeq and is a predicted model, not a curated record. The transcript has 9 exons.